This is a messenger RNA of Formica exsecta, 2497 nucleotides long. RefSeq names its product protein crooked neck (gene crn). Gene Ontology annotation, molecular function: protein binding. The coding region runs from base 259 to 2274 and encodes 671 amino acids. Gene Ontology annotation, cellular component: precatalytic spliceosome; Prp19 complex; U2-type catalytic step 2 spliceosome. The record is from RefSeq and is a predicted model, not a curated record. The transcript has 2 exons. Lineage: Eukaryota; Metazoa; Arthropoda; Insecta; Hymenoptera; Formicidae. Gene Ontology annotation, biological process: mRNA splicing, via spliceosome; spliceosomal complex assembly.
AAUUAUUUCUGUGUUACAGCAAAAAUAAUAUAGCGUAAUAAGCACUGAUUGAGCCUGGAGAAUAUCAGUAAAGCCACAAGUUAAUAAUAUUAAAUAAGAAAUUAACAUAUUUCCUUAUUUGUGAUAAGAGAGCAAAAUCUGCAAGAGUGAAGAUAAAAAAACGAAAAUAGUAUAUGCAUUGAAUAGUGCCACAAAGAUUGAAGAGUUCGAUCCAGCAUCAUAUAGAUUCUAACCCUAACGUAAUCUAAUUUAUAAAAGAUGGAGAAAUCGCAGAAAAUGCCCAAAGUGGCAAAGGUAAAAAAUAAGGCGCCCGCAGAGAUACAAAUCACCGCGGAGCAGUUGUUGCGCGAAGCGAAGGAGCGAGAUUUGGAAAUUCUUCCGCCACCGCCAAAACAAAAAAUAUCAGAUCCUCAUGAGCUUGCGGACUACCAGCAUCGCAAGCGCAAAGCAUUUGAAGAUAUCAUUCGUAAAAAUCGUAUGAUCAUUACGAAUUGGACAAAGUAUGCGCAAUGGGAGGAGUCACAAAAACAGAUACAACGUGCGAGAUCUAUCUACGAGCGAGCGUUGGAAGUGGAUCAUCGAAAUAUUGCAUUAUGGCUCAAAUACACGGAAAUGGAAAUGCGCAAUAGGCAGAUAAAUCAUGCUCGAAAUUUAUGGGAUAGAGCGGUGACUCUGCUACCGCGGGCGAAUCAAUUUUGGUACAAAUACACUUAUAUGGAAGAGACUUUGGAGAAUAUCGCUGGUGCGCGUCAAGUCUUUGAGCGAUGGAUGGAAUGGGAACCAGACGAACAGGCCUGGCAGACAUACAUAAAGUUCGAGCUUCGUUAUAAGGAGAUAGAUCGAGCUCGACAGAUCUACGAGCGUUUUGUAAUGGUUCACCCUGACGUGAAACAUUGGAUAAAGUACGCCCGCUUCGAAGAAUCAUACGGAUUCAUCAAGGGUGCGCGCGCGGUAUAUGAACGAGCCGUAAGCUUUUACGGAGACGAAGGUCUCGAUGAGAAACUGUUCCUGGCGUUCGCCAAAUUCGAAGAAGGUCAACGAGAACACGAUCGUGCCCGUGUAAUUUACAAGUACGCGCUCGAUCACUUACCGAAGAGCAACACUCAGGAGAUCUACAAGGCGUAUACGAUCCACGAAAAAAAGUACGGCGAUCGCUCAGGUAUCGAAGACGUAAUAGUCAGCAAGCGGAAAUAUCAAUACGAACAGGAAAUUAAAGAAAAUCCCUCCAAUUACGACGCGUGGUUCGACUAUUUGAGAUUGGUGGAGUCGGAAGGUAACGUUGACGUGAUUCGUGAAACGUACGAACGAGCGAUAGCUAACGUGCCACCCACCAAGGAAAAACAAUUUUGGCGAAGAUACAUCUAUUUAUGGAUCAAGUACGCUCUUUUCGAGGAACUUGAGGCAAAGGAUAUCGAACGGUGCCGACAGGUGUACAAAGUGUGCCUCGACCUUAUACCGCACAAACGGUUUACCUUUUCGAAAAUCUGGCUUCUUUACGCGUACUUCGAAAUACGACAAAAGAAUCUGGCUAAGGCGAGAAAAACAUUAGGACUAGCGUUGGGAAUAUGCCCAUCAGACAAACUUUUUCGAAGUUAUAUUGAUCUCGAAAUACAGCUUGUGGAGUUUGAUCGUUGCCGAAAGCUCUACGAGAAAUUUCUCGAGUUUGGCCCGGAAAACUGUACCACCUGGAUGCGAUUCGCCGAGCUGGAGACGCGAUUGGGCGAGAUAGAUCGGGCUCGAGCGAUAUACGAGUGCGCUGUCGCACGACCGCGACUGGACAUGCCGGAGCUACUAUGGAAAUCGUAUAUCGACUUCGAGAUUGCCCAAGGCGAAGCAGAGAACGCCCGCCAGCUAUUCGAACGAUUGCUAGAGCGUACAUUGCACGUUAAAGUCUGGAUAGCAUAUGCAAAAUUUGAACUAUUGAAUCCACAGUUGGAAGAUAGUCCAGACAAUGUCGUUUUAGCGAGACGUAUUUUCGAGCGCGGGAACGACGCGCUGAGAUCCAGUGGCGAUACCGAGAGUCGAGUGUUGCUAUUGGAAGCAUGGAAAGAUUUUGAGAGCGAGAAGGGCACCCCGGAAAGUCUCGCGAAGAUUAUAGAGAAAAUGCCGCGUAGGGUGAAGAAGAGGAGGCGCGUCGUUGGCGAAGAUGGCAACGACGACGGCUGGGAGGAAGUUUUGGACUUUGUAUUUCCGGAAGACGAAUCGCAGAGGCCAAAUCUAAAAUUCUUGGCUUCUGCAAAGGCUUGGAAAAAGCAGACCGAAUCUCAAUCUUGAGAUAAUAUUAUAUAUGUAUAUAUUUGUGUAUAUAUAUAUCUGUAUAUAUGUGUGGAUGAUUACAUUUGAUUAGAAAAUAUUAUUUUUAUAAUAUUUCAUAAUUUCACAAUUUAUUUUAAGUAUAAAAGUGUAUAAGUUGCAAAGUUUGAAUUUAAAAACAUGUAAAUAAUAAUUCUAAAACAUAUAAAAAGAAGAGAAGAAUAAAAACAAAACUUGAUUUCUC